Molecule: messenger RNA, 948 nt
Organism: Anopheles coustani
Lineage: Eukaryota; Metazoa; Arthropoda; Insecta; Diptera; Culicidae
Gene: Smug
Product: single-strand selective monofunctional uracil DNA glycosylase
Exons: 3
Coding region: 1-948 (315 amino acids)
Biological process (GO): base-excision repair
Molecular function (GO): single-strand selective uracil DNA N-glycosylase activity; oxidized pyrimidine nucleobase lesion DNA N-glycosylase activity
Source: RefSeq, a predicted model, not a curated record
AUGCUACGCAAAAAGUUGAAACUCGACACUGAAAGUUGCACCACGUCCCCGGCUUGUGCAGUAAUGGAUGAAUUCGCACUGUCCCAAUUUGCAAACAAUCCGAAACAAAAACUAAAACACACAACGACCGUACCGGUGCCCUGUGUAGGCCCAAUCAUCAACAUGCCUUCCAUGAAGGAAUCCUACGAAAAGGAGCAAAGCGGUAUUCCAUAUUGGCGGCAGGUGUAUCGUAUCGAGCUGGAUCUUUCGGCCGGCUUGCGCAAAAUUGUCUUACCCUCCAACGUUGCCGCUUGCUACGAUCCAAUCGAUUAUGCGGCGGAAAUUCACAGCGCCUACUUGGAGCGCUUUCUGGAUGGUCCCAAGCCGGUGCUCUUUGUCGGCAUGAAUCCUGGGCCAUGGGGAAUGUGCCAAACCGGGGUUCCAUUCGGGUACGUUCCGGCCGUCCGGGACUGGAUGGGCCUGCGGGGAACGGUGUCGAAACCAACACCAGAACUACCUGCCCGCCCAGUGGAAGGUUUAUCGUGUACCCGCGAAGAACAGAGUGGCAAACGCUGGUGGGGACUUUUUCAAGAGUUGUGCGGUACGCCGGAAGCAUUUUUCCGUUCCUGCUUUGUGUACAACCUUUGUCCGUUGGCAUUUUUUCACGAUUCAGGUCGGAAUAUUACGCCCAGCGAGCUCAAGGGCAAAGCGAAAGGAGAAAUUCAAACAAUUUCGGAGCAAUAUUUAUCGAUCGCCCUUACGGUGCUCAAACCUCAGAUCAUCAUUUCAGUCGGUCGAUACACAGAAGAUCGAGUGAAAUCUCUCAUUAAACAACAGAAAUUGAAUCCUUCCAUCGUAACGCACUGCAUGCCUCAUCCGAGCCCGCGAAGUUUGAACAACACGAACUGGAACGAGAAGGCUAAGGUUUGGCUCACCGAUCACGGAAUAAUGCCUUACCUGACCGCUUAG